AUGACACCCAAGAAGAAGCUUAUCAUCGAUACUGAUCCGGGAAUCGAUGAUAUCCUCGCUCUUCUGCUGGCGUUUUCUGGGAAGUCCGAGGAUGUCGAAGUCCUUCUUGUCUCCUUGACAUUCGGUAAUGUCGAGGUAAAGAGCUGCCUACGCAAUGUUGUCUCCAUGUUCCACAUCCUGGAGAAAGAGAUGCAGUGGCGUCGCGAGCAGGGUAAACCCGAGGGCUUUGACACAUUGCGCGCCCAUCCACCACUUGUCGCUCUCGGGGCGGAGGAUCCCUUGGAUGACCAGAAGAUGCUCGCAGACUACUUCCAUGGAAUCGACGGACUGGGUGGGAUCCACGGCAGCCAUCCCCAUUUGACUCCCAGAGAGGCCUGGGAGCAUCUUUUCGACCCAACCCAUGAGCCUGUCGAACUGAAGCCCGUACCUACGGGUACUCCAGCUCACCAAUCAUUCAUCCCCUCAAAGCGCCCUGCCCACGAGGAGAUGCUUCGCGUUCUGCGCGAGAAUGAUCCGGACACAGUUACCAUCGUGGCCGUCGGGCCUCUCACCAACCUGGCUUUAGCUUCCGCCGCCGAUCCAGAGACGUUCCUCCGGGCCAAGGAAGUUGUGGUUAUGGGAGGAGCCGUGCAUGAGCCUGGAAAUGUGACGCCGGUUGCCGAAUUCAAUGCGUACGCGGACGCAUUCGCCGCCGCACGGGUCUACGCCCUCACUUCCCCUUCUCCCAAGAGUACCUUGCCAAUCUGCAAGAGCCUGCUAGACCUCCCGCCAAACCUCAGCGGACAGCUCACCCUCCGUCUAUUCCCGCUGGACAUCACAUUAAAGCACGGCAUCAACCGCGGUCAAUUCCGGAAAGCAACCACCCCGCUGGUAGAGGCUGGCUCGCCACUAGCUGAAUGGGUCAAGGCCUUCAUGGCGCACACAUUCGCAACCCUGGAAAGACUGCACGCGAACCAAACAGGCGACGCGGCGGAACUCAGCCUGCACGACCCCGUUUGCGUAUGGUACGCGCUGACCGCUGAAGAUGAGGGGUGGAAGCCAGCUGAGAACUCACCUGAGGACAUUCGGGUGGAGACGACGGGCCAGUGGACGCGGGGAGCGUGCAUCAUUGAUCGGCGAGACAGGCACCCCAUUGAUGGGGACGAGGAGAGCUCGAGCGACCAUGGGUUGUGGUUGAGCAAGAGGGCUGGAAACAGGAUCUGGAGGAUGGAUAAGUCCCCGGCGGAAAGUAACUUUGGCGAGGUUCUGCUCGAGCGGCUCUUUACUUAG
Molecule: messenger RNA, 1269 nt
Organism: Aspergillus versicolor CBS 583.65
Lineage: Eukaryota; Fungi; Ascomycota; Eurotiomycetes; Eurotiales; Aspergillaceae
Product: putative nucleoside hydrolase
Exons: 6
Coding region: 1-1269 (422 amino acids)
Biological process (GO): purine nucleoside catabolic process
Cellular component (GO): cytosol
Molecular function (GO): purine nucleosidase activity
Source: RefSeq, a predicted model, not a curated record